This is a messenger RNA of Loa loa (African eye worm), 1228 nucleotides long. RefSeq lists its product as hypothetical. Bases 51 to 806 code for a protein of 251 amino acids. The record is from RefSeq and is a predicted model, not a curated record. The transcript is spliced from 4 exons. Lineage: Eukaryota; Metazoa; Nematoda; Chromadorea; Rhabditida; Onchocercidae. Gene Ontology annotation, biological process: double-strand break repair via break-induced replication; DNA-templated DNA replication. Gene Ontology annotation, cellular component: GINS complex.
UUUAGGUUCCUGAAUUCCGAAAUGCAGCUUGUUGUGAGUAAAUCGGAAAAAUGAGCGGACAAUUUUCAAUGGGCGAGGAGAAUGUCUAUGAUAUUGCGAUGUCAACAUUAGAGGAAUUAAGAUCAUCGCCAAGGCUACAACUAGCGGAUGCAAUGGAAGAAACCAAUAAUGUGGAAGACGAUGAUGAUGAAUCGAUUACACCUUCACAACUUGUCAACGAAAUUACUACUGCAUGGCAAAAUGAAAUUUGUGCACCGCGACUAUUGCCACACAUGGAGACUGUCGUUGAUUUAAUGAUCGAUCAACUAGAAUCCAUGGAAGAGAAUUUUAGUAAGUGUAAAGAUCAUACUUCGUUGAAAAUUAUUCUGCAUAAGAUGGAAGUGCAACGCUUGGCUUAUAUGGUCAAUGAGUAUAUUAGAGUACGAUUAAAAAAGAUCGAAAAGGAUGUAGAAGUAUUAAAAAGUGAGGAUGUUGAACGAGAAAAAACAAAUGCCCCAAGUCUGCUUAGUUCAGCCGAAAAAGUUUUUGCUGAGCGUUAUGAAUUGAUGAAACGUCAUUUAAUGGAAGCGAGUUUUUUGGAACGAAUACCGCCGGCGUUACAACGUCUUCCGAUUACUGCACUUGAUAUGUCCGCUGAACGGGUAAUUAUCGAAGUGACCAAUGACAAACAGGAACAAGUAGUGAUUCCCGAAAUGACUGAUAUGUUUUCAGAUAGAACUGUUGAUUUGCCACCUGGUUCCAUCCAUUUCAUCCCGUAUCCAUCUAUAGCUGAUCUUCUAGAAGCCAAUAAAGUUCGCUUAUUAUAGUACAUUACCUACUCUAGCGUCUUUAUUUGGCAUAAGAGACAAUCUGUCCCAUAUAAAUCAUUGCAUCAUCCUACCGCAUCCAUAUCUUACUUCAUGUCUCCGUUUAUACUUCUGUUUUAAUAGCCGAAUAUAUUUUUACACUUUUUUGUUUCUGUUGCACAAGUUUUGUUCAGUGAAUAAGCAAACACAGUGAAAAUUCCAACCAAAUGAUGUGCGUCCUCGAUAUUUUAUGUCUUUCAUCACUUAAUGUUCUUCACCAUUACAAUGACUAUUUGGAUUUGAUUUCUUUUUAAUCAUCACCUUUCUCAAAUGAUAUACUAGUAGUAAACGAUAAUGUGAUCUUUUUCAAUUGUAACAUCUUACAAAUCCUAUGAAUCUCCAUUCAAUUUUCAUUAAAUCUCUAAAUUUGUUAUAUAAACAAG